Messenger RNA from Erpetoichthys calabaricus (reedfish), 351 nucleotides. Its product is annotated as histone H4. Gene Ontology annotation, molecular function: DNA binding; protein heterodimerization activity; structural constituent of chromatin. The transcript has a single exon. The record is from RefSeq and is a predicted model, not a curated record. Gene Ontology annotation, cellular component: nucleosome. NCBI's taxonomy places the organism in Eukaryota, Metazoa, Chordata, Cladistia, Polypteriformes, Polypteridae. The coding region runs from base 40 to 351 and encodes 103 amino acids. Gene Ontology annotation, biological process: nucleosome assembly.
UCCUGCAGUUAUUUAUUGUUGAAGUGAAAGGGAAACAAUAUGUCUGGACGUGGCAAAGGAGGAAAGGGGCUAGGAAAAGGUGGUGCAAAGCGUCAUCGUAAAGUGUUGAGGGAUAACAUUCAAGGCAUUACAAAGCCUGCUAUCCGGCGCUUGGCUCGUCGAGGUGGAGUGAAACGUAUUUCUGGUUUGAUCUAUGAAGAAACACGGGGAGUGCUCAAGGUGUUUUUGGAGAACGUUAUUCGUGAUGCUGUUACUUACACCGAGCAUGCGAAGAGAAAGACCGUGACUGCUAUGGAUGUGGUAUAUGCCUUGAAAAGACAGGGUCGUACUCUGUAUGGCUUUGGAGGUUAA